AUGUCCUGUUGUCGCCGGCUACUUUUUCAAGUCCACUUUCUCAAUCUGAUCAAUCGUUACCCGUCAUCCCGCUACACCCCUUCGAAUGCAAUCUUGCCAUCAAUUGCUACCGCCAAUACACGCCGCUACUCGUCGGGCCUUCUUCCUAGUCGGCAAGGAGUGCCCAGCCAGACGCGUCGCCGACAAACGGAUCAUGUCGUCGUUGAGGACGAACGAGGACAUCUGGAGGCCCCCUCGUCGGAGGGGCAGAUGGAAGCCCGCCCACACAUAGACAACUUGCUUGAAUACGAAGCUCUGCGUUGUCAGGGUGGUGCUCAACUGGAUGGAGCGCGUAUUUCAUGGGUGAUACUACUCAACGGAGCCAUUGCGAGCGGCAAUUCGACUGCUAUAUCUCACCUCGUCGCCGACCUGGUCAAUGGUUCAAUUGGGAUGCACCAGAACCGCGUGGCCGUCUUAUACGCCUAUCUGGCCAGAGUGGACUCGCAGAUGUUAGGUGCCAAAGAAGUUUAUCUGCUCUUACAGGGCCUCUCAAAUAAUCCCUCAGCCAUACGCGACAUUCCCCUCCAAAUCGUUGAGAAACUCACGCUCUGGUUGGUGGGCAUACCCAAUUCAUCACUCCAUUACGCGCUUCUCUCAGACAUUAUUCAUUCGCUCCUCCUCUCUCGCCUCGGAGACGUUAAGGCUCCUACGGGGGCCCGGAUGAUCGGCUAUCGGCCCCCUUCUAUCGUAUACGCUGCCUUCCGUCUCAUACGUAGGUGUAUGACGAGCAAAAAUUUCGACAAGAGAAUCAUCAAACUUUUUCGGACAUUGGCACAGUCGAGGAAUAUCCCGCCAGAGGCUAUUCAGACGAAUGACAACCACACGAACGAUAUCCACUACAUUGUAGCCGCUGCUCUUCUCAGGGCGUCGCUCCACUGGGGCUGGAAGGGCCUUGGCUCAAAUAUACUGAAGGAAAUCCUGCAGCAUCGGUGUCGAUACCCCGAACAUAUCACGAUCUUGACGGUGGAUGCGUUAUACAGUCUCAUGGACACUCCGUCUCGAGAUGAUGUUUCCGCGUGUCGGUCGAUAUUGGCAGCGUUCCACCAUGGAGUACCCAACGCAGUCGUUCCUGACGGUCUCAUUCGACAGUUUUACAAGCACGCAUGCGAACACAAUAUGCCCCGCUCCGCAGAAUCGGUGUACGCGCUCUCGCGCUCUCAUAGCAUUGCCAAGGCACACACUUAUCCACCUCCACAAGGAUCUGCUCUACCAUGGCUCAUGGGUUAUCUGACUCAUGUCAGCAAGAACGAACACUUGGCACGUCAAUUAGUUGCGCAGGUAGUCGAUGAUUACGAGCCGAUCCCUCUCCAAUUCCGUGCCAGGUUUAUUUCGUUCGUGGCUAUGAAUGGAUCUGCCACCCAUGCCCGCAACCUGUGGGAAAGAUACGCCGUUGGCAAAGAUAAGGACGCUAUACUGGCGCAUUCUGGGCUUAUGUUGCGCAUGGUGGAUCUGUUUUAUCAUCUAUCCACCCGUAAUGAUGGGCAGCUCAACGAAGAUGAACUCAUUCCACGUCCAUCGGAUGUUGAACCUCAGAUAGACGAGGGUAAUGCCUAUUAUGACCGAUCAAGCGCAAGCUUGACUGCUUUUACGGACCGAGUACUCUCGAGCUUUGUCCGGGCCCACGAACCUCUUGCGACGGCGCAUCAUUACACGCUUACUUCGCUGGCUAGGGCCUUCUUCAUCCUGGGACGAUUCUCCGAGGGCUUCGAAACAUUGAAGAACAUCUGGGACCGGAAGGAAGUCCCCGACUCCCAUGACAUCAAUGUCGCAUUAUCUGCUCUCGCUGUGCGUAAACCACGGGCGGCGGCCAGCAUGAUGGAACGGAUGUUAGAGAAAGGGAUCCGACCUGAUCCAGUAUCCUUUGGGACUGUUCUCCACCAUGCGCUGGCUCAUAACGAUGUGGUCCUUGCAACCGAACUGAUACACCGUGCCCGGGACGUCAACGGGGGGAAAAUCACCCUCAAAUCGGUCACGUCACUUAUCCGCGCAAGCCUGCGAAGGGAAAUGGACGUUAGCGAACGCCGCAGUAGUUUGACCCUAGUGCUGAACAUUCUCAAGGCGCUCAACGAUUCAGGAUUCACCCUUGCGCCUGCGGUGGGUAAAUACUGCAUGCGCAUAGCCCUGGACGCGAACGAGCCCGGGAUCGCCUUCAAGUUCUGGGACUUGUUGUUAAGGCGCAAGACUCAGUGGACGGACCAGGAGCAGCGGUUUUUGCGGGAACGAUUAGCCAGGGCUAUCCGUAGUCAUCGACAGCACGAAAAAAUCAGAGAUGCGCAGAGUCGAAUGAUGCUUUCCCAUCUACGUGAGAAAAGGAGGGUUCGACGAGGACGGUAG
Pleurotus ostreatus (oyster mushroom) is the source of this 2373-nucleotide messenger RNA. RefSeq lists its product as uncharacterized. The coding region runs from base 1 to 2373 and encodes 790 amino acids. Gene Ontology annotation, molecular function: protein binding. The transcript has a single exon. The record is from RefSeq and is a predicted model, not a curated record. NCBI's taxonomy places the organism in Eukaryota, Fungi, Basidiomycota, Agaricomycetes, Agaricales, Pleurotaceae.